Messenger RNA from Trichoplusia ni (cabbage looper), 2941 nucleotides. RefSeq lists its product as uncharacterized. The transcript has 4 exons. The record is from RefSeq and is a predicted model, not a curated record. Bases 395 to 1960 code for a protein of 521 amino acids. Lineage: Eukaryota; Metazoa; Arthropoda; Insecta; Lepidoptera; Noctuidae.
UCAGACGACGGCGCGCGCAGCAACUGUCAAAAUACGACAAUGUAUAGCGAGGAAAUGAACUCCUAAAUUGAUGUAAAAUUCACUGUUUUAAUAAACAAUUUCAAAUUAGACCCAUGAAAUAGAAAACCUUAUAAAGUGAAUACUAUCGAAUCCUUGAAAUUUCAGCAUGAUUAAAUUAUCUCGGACGGUUGUUUGAGUGCGGAAAAUAGGUUACCGCAGCCCUUGUCUGGUUUGAUGUCAUUGUGUGUUGUAUUGUUUACAAAAAUUGUUUGUCCAAUAUCAUGAAAUGAGAAGGUGAUAUAUGGUGUUCGUGUGUGUCUAGUGCUUACAGUGUCACAAGAAGAAAGCAUGUAUCAUAGAAGUGCAUUAUAAAUAAAAACAAUGAAAGAUAAACAUGUCGAGAUGCCUGCGGAUAUUCGGAGCUUACUCCUUCAGGUUGACAAGGAAACAUUCGACUAUACUUCUCAUAGCUUCCUUCAUACUCAGCAUGACUAUAGUGUUGCAACUGUACGCAUACAAGCACCACGACCACUCACACCCGAGACCGAAGAUCGGUGACUUUAACUACAGACCUGGCGCCUUUUUGAAAGGAAGACAGCCUGGGAACAGAAGCUUUUGCAUGUUUAAUUAUGGCCUUCCUGACCGACUUAAGUGGGACAGCCUCCAAGUACUUCCGUCCCCAGAAACCGGUUCAAGGAGCCACUACGGAGUCAUAUACAAUGCUAUACGAGGAGUUGCCUACCUAAAUAUCAGCAAAAUUGAUGCGGUGUCGUAUGUCACUCAGUCGACACCAGAAUUUCUGUAUCAUAUCGUGGAAAUAGCGAAAUUCUGGGAUGGCCCAAUAAGCCUCGCUAUAUUCGUUCCGAAUUACGACCUAGAUAUAUCAAUGCAGAUUUUAGACCAUUUGUGUCAUUGCUACCCGAUGAUGGCUAAGGUGUCGGUCCAUUUAUUUUUUCCAAAUCGCGCAGUGCCUAAAAUUAGAACGAUAGGCGAAAGGAAGCUAGCUGCAAUCACGGUAAAGCCUGUUACUAUAUCACCAAACGUGACGGUAGAACAGCUGUUGAGACAGAGACUAGAAAACUAUCGGAAACUGAACAACAAAACGAGAGCCGAAUACAUACAAAGGGUAAGACAGAACAAAGUGGAACGGAUGAUGAUGAAGUUACCAGACAAAAGAUACGACGUGCCUAACUUAAGGUUCGAAGACUGCUCCGGUCUAGAAGCUGACGAUAUCAUAACACACAGGAAAUCAACUUUGAUGGUGUAUCCAAUAAACGUCGGAAGAAACGUUGCAAGAAAUGCAUCACUGACCAAUUACUUUUUAGUAUCAGACAUAGAAAUGGUUCCGAGUUAUAAUUUAGCGCCGAAAUUCCUCAAAAUGAUCAGGAAGCUUAUGGGUAACGAGAAGAGGGACUCUGGCUGCGUGUUUGCGAAGACGGUGUUUGUUGUACCGUUAUUUGAAGUGGAGAGAGGUGAAAAGAUCCCACACGACAAAGCAACGUUGAUUCAGAUGAUAGCGACCAACCGCGCGAUGUACUUCCACCAGAAGGUCUGUUCCCACUGUCAGCGGUUUCCUGGUCUCCAGACAUGGCUGAUGAGGGAACCUAAAGAAGCCCUAGAGCCAAUGCUGAUUGCAAAGCGGGAGUACCCUUAUCACAGAUGGGAGCCUCUAUACUUCGGCACCAAUAAGGAGCCGUGGUACAGCGAAGUACUGUCCUGGGAAGGACGCCAGGACAAAAUGACUCAGAUGUUGGAGAUGUGCCUCCAGCAGUACCGAAUGGUGAUACUAGAUGGAGGAUUUCUGUGCCACGCUGCCGCACCAAGACCAAAGCACCAUAGGAAAAGGGCAGAGGUCACGAACACCCAGAAAUACAUGAGGAUAAUCAAAUGGUUCCAGAAGAAGUAUGAAGAUCGAUUUGAGUGCAAACUGUUAUGGGGCUGUCCACCGAAUCUGAACUAGAAUAAAGCAAUGGCAUCCAAGACGCAAAUGUUGGAUCAAAUAUUUGUGGCUUCCUCAAGGCGAUGCGUUUGGUCCCACAAAUAAUUUACAAUUUAAUUCACUUGUUUAGUAAGAAUGAAUCUUACUCUCAGCUUCUUAGGUUUCAAUUUAGAAUGCUACUUACACACCACCAAGCAAGCGCUGAUUAAUGCGAAGAAUUUCAAAGUUCGUACAAACUUACUUUUACACAAUUCGUCUUUGAUAUAAUUAUGAUGAAGGAUAGAAUUUCAGAUGAAGUCACCUUGAGGUAUAUGGAGCUAGUUCGAGUGGAGUUAGAUCAGAUCAGGUCAAGUCAGUCAAAAGCUGGUCACUGAAGCUUUUAACUUCGUGUGAAACUCUGAUGAUGUAAGAGUUUUUUGCUAUACCAGAACCAUUAAUGAAAUAAGGAUUUUAAUAGAUCAAGGCUAAGAACCAUUCUCUUCCAAUAAACUAAAUGAGCUUACGUAAUCAACGCAUUUUGAUUCGGAAUAUCAAUGAACUUAUUUCAAGCCUACAAUUUUUAAUGCCUCAAAUUUUAUCAAACGUUAAUAAUAGAAAUAGUUUAAGCAUGGAAAGUGUUAAUAGACAUUGAAUAAUUGACUCUCAACGUACCUUGAAAACUUUAUGUUCCUACAAUCAUAAUUGAAUUAAUGAAAAAUGUCUAACAUUCAGUUUAAGAAGUAUCAAAUGUUUAUUGAUAUCCUUAUGUAAAACACAGCUCACUUUAAUCGCUACAUAAUUAAUAGGCUUGUGAUAAAGUGUUUCGAUUUAACGGAAUUGUUUAAAUUUAUACAGGCUUAUAUUUUAUUCAUGUUCAAUACAGAUUAUGAUAAUUUAUGCAGUAUUGUUGUGUAUUUCGCGAAACCCACAGCGCAGCUGUUUCGAUGGACCCUAGUGUUUACCGAGGUCUUCUUAUGUGGAACGUUUCGUCCUAAAUAAAGAUUUUAAAUUAUAUUAGAUGCA